Aspergillus ochraceoroseus IBT 24754 is the source of this 1054-nucleotide messenger RNA. RefSeq names its product putative SNF7 family protein Fti1/Did2. Lineage: Eukaryota; Fungi; Ascomycota; Eurotiomycetes; Eurotiales; Aspergillaceae. The transcript is spliced from 2 exons. Gene Ontology annotation, biological process: endosome transport via multivesicular body sorting pathway; late endosome to vacuole transport; protein transport. The record is from RefSeq and is a predicted model, not a curated record. Gene Ontology annotation, cellular component: ESCRT III complex; multivesicular body. The coding region runs from base 126 to 755 and encodes 209 amino acids.
CUUCCAGCCUGGAAACUCUCCCUAAGGGCCACACCAGAUUUUUCUUCUCUUUUUUGAAGUCUCACUACGUUUAUUCCUUUACUUCUUGAUCUCACAGUCUCUUCCUAUUUCGAGCACAAGUCAAAAUGGUCCGAAAAGACCCCAUCUUCGAAGCGCGCACCAAUGUCAAGCUGCAUUCAAACCGCCUAAAGAAAGAAGCCGCCCGGGCGGAAGCGACAUUCAAGUCCGAAAAAGCCAAAGCCGAUAGGGCGAUGAAGAACCGCGAAUUCCAAAUAGCCCGGAUUCACGCCGGCUCUGCCGUGCGCGAGAAGCGACGACAGGUCACUCUUCGAGCGGAGGCCGCUCGGGCAGAUGUGAUUAUCAACGAACUCAAAGCAGCCCAGAGCACCCGGGACACAUCGCGCACUCUGGCACUGGCGUCGCGCGGCCUGGACGCUGCGUCGAAGAGCGUUAACCUUGAGACUCUGGUUUCCCAUGCAAACAACUUCCUCGCUCGUUCGGAGGACUUCAAGAUCGCCAGUAGUGCCAUCGAGGAUGUCGCUCAGGGUGUGGCCAUGCAGGAGUACGGGGCGGAGGGCGAGACUGAGGUUGAUCGUCUCAUGGAACAGCUUGCCGAUGACGCCGGGGUGGAUCUGCGCAUGGCGCUGAAUCAGGAUGCGGUGCCGAAGCAGGAGGUCAAAGAACAAGAUAAGGUUGAUGUGGACCUUGAGGAUGGGUUGGGUGCUAGAUUGCGGGCUCUGCGGGCAGCAAAUUGAUAUAUUGGUCUCGUCAUUAUUGAGGAUUCACGGCCGACGUAUGAUGUUCGCGAUUAUUUGGGGUGUUUUUUUUUUUUUUUUUUUUUUCUUUCUUGUUCCUUCGGCGUAAUGCCUCAUUUUAGGCGAAUUAUGGAAAGCGCGUAAACUGCUUGGGUUUGAUUGAAUCUUUUUGGCGGGUUACUUGUGGGAUAUAUAUUAUUACUGCUUGCCCAUGUAUUGUGAGCAUAUUACGAGUCACGUCGUUGUUAUACUUCUUUUCUACUGUACAUUGGUUCACCUAUCUUCCUCGGUUCUUUUCC